UGGCUUAAUUCAGCUGUUGUCCGGUCUGCACCAGUCUGCACCGAACUGUACCGAACCGCACUGUUCGCACUUGUGUACGCGUGCGUUCGUAUAUCUGACAAUCUGACGACGGUGAAAACGAGACGCGAUUCCGUAAUCAAGACUUCAACCGAAGGCGUCGUUAACGAAGCCACCGACAGUAGCCGAUGCACAAUGACGGGGUUCACGGAGAGCGCCUUGAUCAAACGGUUGAUGGACCUGAAUCCGUCGCAGCAGAGCAUCCAGACGCUCUCGCUCUGGCUGAUACAUCACAGAAAACAUCAUCCGACCAUCGUGAAGAUCUGGUACAAGGAAAUGUGCAAAGUGAAAGGCAAUCGCAAGUUGACGUUUAUGUAUCUGGCAAAUGACGUCAUCCAAAAUAGUAAGAAAAAAGGACCAGAGUUUGGAAAGGAAUUUGAGACGGUCUUGCCUAAAGCCUUCGAGCAUAUGAAAGGUUUUGAUGAAAAAACGAGAGAGCGGUUAAAUAGGUUACUACAGAUAUGGGAAGAGAGAGGGGUUUAUGACAAGGCACAGAUAACUGAAUUUAAAACAGCUUUUGCAGAAUCUGAGAAGGAUUCUGGAGCACCGCUAAAAAAGAAAGCAAAAAUUGAAGUAGAAAAAAUAAAGAAAGAGAAGGAUAGAAAAAAGUCGGAGACCGAAGUAGAAGUGGACGGCACCAAAGAACUUCAUGUAACGUUGAGCCCAAGAACCCCCGGCGGCGAUCCACCAGAAACCGAGGAACUCAUCAAGGCCUUAAUGGAUCUGGAAAACACUGCGUCCUCGGAUGCUGGUGUUAGGGAGCGUAUUGCAUCUUUACCACCGGAAGUCUCGGAAGUUUCGCUGCUCGCGAACCUCGCCGAUCGAACGGCUGCAGAUCAAUUGAGUGCAGCAGUCAAUGAAGCUGCUGCUCUUCUCGCUGAUUACAACGGUCGAUUGCAGGCUGAGAUGGAAGACAGGAGAAGACUGCUGACAAUGCUACGAGAUUACACUCUGGCGCAAAGACAACUACUUCAACAGGCUCAAAGCACUCUAGAAGAUUAUAAAGAAAAACUUAAGAAGGUGUGUGCAGUACGGUCGGAAGUAAAGUCUCACAUUUCGAAUCUUCCGGAUUUAACGCAACUGCCUGACGUGACUGGCGGCCUGGCUCCUCUUCCUUCCGCUGGUGAUCUGUUUUCCAUGCACUAGUGUAGACUUGGAUGCGCACUUGGGCAAGUGGCGUUUAUUAUAGUUUAUCACUUCGAUUUGUGCAGAUGUAGAUGAAAAUUCGUCAAGAGAUCCAUAGUAUAAAAGAUUUGUACGACGACGAGAUACCAAAUUUGUAAUCGAUGAUUAUAAUUUUAACUUUGUACGGUGGAAUAUUUGAUAAAUUUGA
Messenger RNA from Mycetomoellerius zeteki, 1390 nucleotides. Its product is annotated as regulation of nuclear pre-mRNA domain-containing protein 1B. Gene Ontology annotation, molecular function: RNA polymerase II complex binding. Gene Ontology annotation, biological process: mRNA 3'-end processing. NCBI's taxonomy places the organism in Eukaryota, Metazoa, Arthropoda, Insecta, Hymenoptera, Formicidae. The transcript is spliced from 5 exons. The coding region runs from base 193 to 1203 and encodes 336 amino acids. The record is from RefSeq and is a predicted model, not a curated record.